Pogoniulus pusillus (Red-fronted tinkerbird) is the source of this 1390-nucleotide messenger RNA. RefSeq names its product transmembrane protein 183A (gene TMEM183A). The coding region runs from base 38 to 1270 and encodes 410 amino acids. Gene Ontology annotation, molecular function: protein binding. Gene Ontology annotation, biological process: regulation of protein stability. The transcript has 8 exons. Gene Ontology annotation, cellular component: SCF ubiquitin ligase complex. The record is from RefSeq and is a predicted model, not a curated record. Lineage: Eukaryota; Metazoa; Chordata; Aves; Piciformes; Lybiidae.
CGCUGCGGCCGCGGCCCCGGUGCGGCCCGGGCGGGACAUGGCCCCGCGGGGCCCUCCCGGCGCCGCCAUGCCCAAGCGGGGCGGCCGCAAGCGCCUCAAGUUCCGCGCCCACGACCUCUGCUCCGAGCGCGUGACAGUGGCAGAUUAUGCCAACUCAGACCCAGCUGUGGUGAAAACUGGACGGGUGAAAAAGGCUGUGGCCAAUGCAGUGCAGCAGGAAGUGAAGUCCCUCUGUGGCUUGGAAGCUUCCUGUGUUCCUGCUGAGGAAGUGCUCUCGGUGCCGGGGGAGUCCUGUGGCAGCAGUGAUGAGAUGGACACCAAGGAAAGCCUCGGUGGGAGAGCUGCCUCCAGGAAAAAGAAGAGCAAGAGGCACAAAGAGAGCCCCGAGGGGGGUGGUGGAGAGGAGUACCCCAUCGACAUCUGGCUGCUGCUGGCCUCCUACAUCCGCCCCGAGGACAUCGUCAGGUUUGCUCUCAUCUGCAAGAAGGCCUGGACAGUGACCUGCACUGCUGCCUUCUGGACCAGGCUCUACAGGAGGCACUACAGCCUGGAUGCCUACCUGCCGCUGCGCCUGCGCCCGGAGUCCAUGGAGCGGCUGCACUGCCUGCGCGCCUGCGUCAUCCGCUCGCUCUACCACAUGUACGAGCCCUUCGCCUCCCGCCUGGCCAGGCUGCCUGCCAUCCCAGACAGCACCCCCAGCACUUUAAAGAACUCCAGAUGUCUGCUUUUCUGGUGCAAAAAGAUUGAAGGCAACAGACAAGAACCAAUGUGGGAGUUCAACUUCAAGUUCAAAAAGCAGUCUCCCAGAUUCAAGAGCAAGUGUUGCAAAGGGCUUCAGCCACCCAUUCAGUACGAGGAGGUCCACACAAACCCAGAUCAGGAUUGCUGUCUGCUGCAGAUCACCACCUUCAACUUCAUAUUCGUGCCAAUAGUCAUGGUUCUCCGUCUCGGUCAGCUCGGACAUGCGGCACCACCGAGUGCGUUUGGGCUUCCAGGACACUCCCCUGCGCAGCGGCAGGAAGCCUCGUCCCGACCAGGGCCUGCAGGUGGUGCUGGACCCCGUGCACAGCGUCAGGCUGCUGGACUGGUGGCACCCUCAGUACCCCUUCUCCCCCAAAGCUUAGCCCUGCCCCUGGAGCCAGCUGGGCUGGGGCUGAAGAGGAGCAGCCAGGAGCUGGAUUUCUUUCUUUCUUUUCCUACCUUGGGGCAGCCUCCUGGCAGCUGGGCAGAGGGUGCCUGUGCCAGGCUGAGCCCUGGGGGGCAGAGCUGAGUGUGAAGCAGAAACUCUGUGUGAAAAACACCACAACUUUUAUGUCAACUUCACCUUUUGAUGAUUUGAGAGGAGCUCCCUGGAACUGUUGGGUUAAAAACUGCCUUUUUUUGGUGCUAA